This is a messenger RNA of Solanum stenotomum, 2500 nucleotides long. RefSeq names its product subtilisin-like protease SBT3. The coding region runs from base 42 to 2390 and encodes 782 amino acids. Gene Ontology annotation, biological process: proteolysis. NCBI's taxonomy places the organism in Eukaryota, Viridiplantae, Streptophyta, Magnoliopsida, Solanales, Solanaceae. The record is from RefSeq and is a predicted model, not a curated record. Gene Ontology annotation, molecular function: serine-type endopeptidase activity. The transcript has a single exon.
CUUAUAGAAGUAUUGUAUACAAUCAUCACUCAAAAUUCAAAAUGGAGUGGCCUAAUAACUACUCCUGUCUUGUUUUCUUCAUUCUGUUUGCUCCUCUUCUCUGUUUAGCAAAGAGAAGCACAUACAUUGUCCAUUUGGACAAGUCUUUAAUGCCUAAGAUAUUCGCUACUCACCAUCACUGGCAUUCUUCUACAAUUGAAUCCAUUAAGAUUAUAACUCCUGCUUCACUUAAUAGCCACCAUCCUGCUCCAAAGCUUCUAUAUUCUUAUGACAAUGUAUUUCAUGGCUUCAGCGCUGUUUUGUCCCAAAAUGAACUAGAAGCUUUGAAAAAGUCUCCAGGAUUUGUUUCGGCUCAUAAAGACGUACCCAUUGAACUCCACACUACACAUACCCCUGAGUUCCUUAAGCUCAAUCCUUCCUCUGGUCUUUGGCCAGCUUCUAAUUUUGGCCAAGAUGUCAUUAUUGGUCUCGUUGACACGGGGAUAUGGCCUGAAUCGCCUAGCUUUAGGGAUGAUGGUAUGCCUGAAAUCCCGAAAAGAUGGAAGGGAAUUUGUCGAGCAGGCACUGAUUUCAACUCUUCAUUGUGCAAUAGAAAAAUUAUUGGGGUUAAUUACUUUUACAAGGGAGCUGUAGCUGAGAAUACUCAUGUGAAUCUUACCACAUUUUCUGCCCGGGAUUCUUGGGGUCAUGGUACACAUAUAGCCUCAAUUGCUGCAGGAAAUUAUGUCCAAGGAGUUUCCUACUUCGGAUAUGGAAAGGGAACUGCAAAAGGUGUUGCUCCCCGUGCUAGGUUGGCUAUUUACAAAGUAUCAUGGCGUGAACUUGGAUCGAUAACCAGUUCAGAUAUGAUUGCUGGUAUGGAUCAGGCAGUUGCUGAUGGAGUUGACAUCAUAUCCAUGUCUAGUGGAUCAGCUCAUGUUCCGCUAUAUAGAGACGAUAUAGCAAUUGGGGCUUUUGGUGCUAUGAUGAAGGGCAUUCUCGUGACUGGUUCAGCAGGUAAUCGCGGUCCAGAUUUUGGAACUCUAGUGAAUGGAGCCCCGUGGAUAAUGACUGUUGGAUCAGCUUCCACAGACCGAACCUUUGCAGGGACUCUGACUCUAGGCAAUGGGCAAAAGAUUAGGGGUUGGAGUUUGUUUCCCUUGAGAGCAAUUAUCAAGGAUACAACCCUGGCGUAUAACAAGACCGCCUCUUCUUGCAAUUCAACUGAAUUGUUAUCCGAUGCCUACUCACCCUUCAUUCAAGUCAUUGUUUGUGAUGGUCCGGAGGAUUUCUCCUCUGAUCUUGCAAUUGGAUUUUCCUUUCAAAUGAACAGCGUAACGGAUACUAGAUUUCUGGCAGCUAUCUACAUUUCUUCUGAUCCAAGAGCACUCACCUCCAAAUCAUUUCACAGCCCUGGGGUUGUGAUUGGCAGAAAGGAAGGUAAGCAAGUGAAAGAUUACAUCAGGAAAACCAAGCACCCUACUGUGACAAUACAUUUUCAAGAGACGUAUGAAGAUGUCAUCACACCUACACCCAAACUCGCCUAUUCAUCCGGUAGAGGUCCUGCUCGAAGCUAUGUUGGAAUAUCAAAACCGGAUAUAAUAGCACCAGGGGUGUCAGUUGUAGGCGCCUGGCCACCGGAGGUAGAUGCCAUUCGUGUGGGUACUAGCAUGUUUUUGGGAAGUGACUACAACAUCGAAUCAGGCUCAUCCAUGGCUAGUCCUCAUGUAUCUGGAAUUGCUGCAAUGCUAAAAUCCGUACAUCCUGAUUGGAGUCCAUCAGCUAUUAAAUCAGCAAUAAUGACCACUGCUAACCCUUUGGAUAACACUCAAAAGCGAAUCACUGUGGCUACUACCAACGAACCAACCACACCAUACGGCAUUGGACCAGGGCUCAUUGAUCCCAACAGAGCACUUGAUCCCGGACUAAUAUACGAUGCAACUCCACAAGACUAUGUCAAUCUUCUAUGCUCCAUGAAUUUCACAGAAGACGAAUUCAAAACCAUCGCUAGAUCAGCAACCAAUCACCACAACUGCUCAAAUGCAUCAGAUGAUCUCAAUUACCCAUCAUUCACUGCUCUAUACGAGUUUGACCGUGAUGGUAACAACUAUCCGUUGUUAGUGAAGAAAUUUACAAGGACGGUUACGAAUGUUGGUUCAGGUGCAGCUAUAUAUAAAGCAUUAGUGGAAGUGCCAAAGAAUACCAGCAUUUCAGUAUCACCACAAGUUCUAACAUUUGGGAAAAAAUAUGAGAAGAAGAGCUACACUUUGACUAUUCGCUAUAGAGGUGAAGGUCAUGAGAGCUAUGUUUUUAAUUAUGGUUCAAUCACUUGGGUUGAACAGAAUGGAAAACACACUGUAAGAAGCCCUAUUAGUGUCUCUCCCAUUAUACUUCCCUGGGGAGAGUUUUGAAAAUCUUCUACCAAUUCAAAGCCAAUAAAAACUAUUACGUGUAUUCAGAGUUAAUAUCUCAAAAGAUCACUCAACUUACUGAAUUUAUCUAGCAAAGUCAUUAAACUUUA